AUGGCAAGCAAUCACAAGCUGGUCUGCGCUCGCGCGGCACGGAGACAGUUCGGUGGUGCCUUUCAGCAAGCUGUUCGAGACUACCGAGGUGCCAAACUGUCCGCUCUGACCUUGGCUAGAGGGCUCGAGGAGCGGCUUCCAGGUGGGCUCUCAUAUCUUCCUCUGGCUUUUCUCUAUGAUGGAGAAGUGGCCCAGCUUUCCUGGGAGGGAUCCGUUGCAAAGGCCAAUGCAGAGGCCCGAGCACGGAAGACCAACUUCCGCGUCAUGGCUAGAACUCGGCCUCUGCAACCCCAAGAAGUGGAAGACAAGCUCUACGAGUCUGUCAGCUCUGAGAAUGGCAACAAUGCGAUUAUUGUUCAUGACGGACGUGUGCAUCGUGACGGCAGAACCAUCUAUGCAGUGCAUUCUCGCUUUUGUUUGGAUGCUGUUUUCAAUGAGCGUGCUGACAACCAGGAGGUGUUUCAAGAGGCUGUGCAGCCUCUGCUAAGCUCCGCCCUGGAUGGCGGCCGGGCCACGGUGGUCUUCUUUGGUCAAACUGGCACCGGAAAGACCUACACUGCUCGAGGAGCCCUCGACAUCAUGUCGGAGCUGGUUUUUGAAAAGGCCGACAAGGUGGAGCUGUGCUGCUACGAGAUGGCGGGGACACGCGGAGGGCGCGAGGCCUUCUUCGACCUGCUUGCAGGCGAGGAAAAGAAGCAAGUGAAGUGCUUGACUGGCGAGGAUGGAAACGUGCACGUGCGCGGUGCGCAGAAGAUCGUCUGCAACAGCACCUCAGAGCUCUGCAGCGCUAUGGAUAAGGCAUUUGCAUGGCGCUCAUCUGAGUGUACUGAACGGAACGAAGCCUCCUCACGUUCCCACUGCAUUUUGGAGUUUAAGUUUCCUGCAGAGGGCGAUGACAGUGGUGAAGCCGCAGGGCUCUUUCGUGUUGUGGAUCUUGCUGGCUCAGAGAGAAACUUCGAGACUCAAAUGCACAGCCGCUCCAUGGCUGAGAGAGGUGGAUUGAUCAACUACUCCCUGCUGAUGCUGAAGGAAUGCGCGCGCGUCAUGCAUAACAACGAGAAGGAACUGGAAAAUGAGAUGCAUGUUCCCUUCCGCUCCUCACGGCUCACUCACUUGCUUCGAAGCUCCUUUACAGAUGGCUCCCACAUGACAACGGUCGUUGCCACUCUCUCUCCUUCGCCAACUGACGUGGAGCACUCUCUCAAUACGCUGCAACACGUAGGGAUGAUGCGCUCUUCGCGCGUCUGGGAGACGCGACCCCCCCCGCAAGAACCCAAGGAGGGCUCAGACCCCAAGGGUUUUGAUGCCGUGCAGGGCCGAGGGCGUGCAUUGCACUCCAAGCUGCAAGAUGCCCGCAAAGGUCAGCUCAACCUCCAUGCCUUCCAGAUGAAGACAGCUGUGGGAGGAAGUAUCAUGAAGAAGUACGAGGCCGACAGCGCAAAGACCGAGACCUUCAUUGAUGCGCGCUGGCACCGUGAGCUCAACGUGAAGGUGCAGGAUGACCUGUGGGUGCUACGGGAUGCAGAUGCCGAAGCGACCCAAAUCCUUUCAUCCUGGAAGGCCGAGCAGUGGGCUGCCUCCAAGGCCCACGACCUUUCGCGCUGGAGUGCUGAGACGUUGCAGGCCUUCAUCCAAUCCCUGGACCUGCCAGGGCAGGUGAGGAUCCCUACAACCAUGACGGGCGCACAACUGCGCCGCCUGGGCCGGCGUGGCCUGGCCGCGCUGUGCAGCGACAAGGCCACGGCUGAAGCGCUGGAUCAGGCAUUGGCGGGCGAAAGCCAAGCAGGCAAGGCGGCUGCUGCAGCCCACCGCAGUGCUAACGCCCGCAUGACUGCGCUCGGCAACCACAAAGUGCAUGCCGCCAUCGAGGAGUUCGAGGAACCUGCGCCGGCCACGCCUGGCAGCAAUCCCAGCCACGUGCAGCAGGAGCCUGCGCUAGCUGCUUAG
Molecule: messenger RNA, 1947 nt
Organism: Symbiodinium pilosum
Lineage: Eukaryota; Dinophyceae; Suessiales; Symbiodiniaceae
Source: the annotation of a GenBank genome assembly